Molecule: messenger RNA, 3714 nt
Organism: Portunus trituberculatus (swimming crab)
Lineage: Eukaryota; Metazoa; Arthropoda; Malacostraca; Decapoda; Portunidae
Exons: 4
Coding region: 16-2349 (777 amino acids)
Cellular component (GO): nucleolus
Source: RefSeq, a predicted model, not a curated record
AUCAAUUCUAAGAUAAUGUCACCCGUACAUAACCCUGAUUUAUACAACGCGCCACCAGCUAGUAUAAGGGAACACGUGCUCGCCCGCCACCACACCACCGUAGUGAAGCCAGGCAUGGUGGUCACCAGAAAACGUAGCUGCAGUGCCAGUGAAACCUCUACUCUGCAUAAACUAAAGGCAAGGAAGGAAGAUGAAGGUGGAGGAAGCGAUGGCACCACAGUUACCACCAGGAGCAGUGCAAGGGGCGUGGUGGGGAGUGGAACUGGAACCUCCACCAUCUGCACCACCCCGAGAAGGACCAGAAGGUAUACUGAUUCUAUAGCCGAGGCUGCCACUUCCACCCCUAGGACACUCAGAACCAGACAGGGAAGGAGUGCCGAGGGAAGUGUGUCCGAUAAGAGUGAGAGUAGUAACGAUGAAGUAGCGGAAAAGAUUGAUUCUCCAUCUCAACCAGGUAGAACAAGGAAUGGCAGGAAUAAAGUGGAAGGAUUGUCAACAAAACAAAAGCGUAGGAGUGGCGGUGAUAAAACAGUAUGUGUGGAUUCUCCAUUACCUUCCCUAACAAGCAAAUUAGUAGUGAGGUUAAAGGAUAUCACCCCAAGCAUCUCACAGUCCCCUAGAUCGAGGAGAUUGUCACGAGGGGAUAAGAACAGCAAUGACACCCCGUCAGGCACCCCAUCCACCCCAGUAAGGCGUUCCCGAAGGCUCAGCGGCAGCCGGGUGGAGGACGUGUCAGAUAAGGAAACUCCCUCUAAGAAAUCUUUUACCAUUGCAAGGAUACUUGGAAUGGAAGAGGAGGCUAAAGAAGAGACAAGCAAAGCAAGUGUUCUUCCAGUCAUUGAGGAAGACACUGAACAUCUUGAGAGUAAUCACAGCCCAAAGAAGGACACAAGGGAGGCACAGGUGUCAGAGGAAAAUCAAAUGGAGGAGGAAGAGAAGCUUGAACUUAAGUUAGAAUCGGACAACAAUGAUUUGAUGUCUGAUAACGAUUCGUUGCCUUCAGAUACUGCAGCCACAAAACAGGAGGCAGAAAUUGAAGUGCAGGCCAUAGUCAGUCAACCUGUAGUGGCAGAUGAAUGUGAUGGCAAAAAAUUGGACAACCAUAACUUGAUAUCUAAUAACGAUUCAUUGCCUUCAGACACUGCAGCCACCAAACAGAAAGUAGAAAUUGAAGUGCAGACCAUAGGUGAUCAACCUGUAGUGGCAGAUGAAUGUGUUAAUAAAGACGUUCUUGUUGAAAAUGUAAGUGAUUAUGUUAGUAAAGAAGUUCCAGUUGAAAAAGAGGCACAAGAGAAGACAAGCAGUGAGGCAAUGGAAACAACAGAUAUUGCAAGUACUACAGAUGUCGCUGAUAUUAAAACAAGCAACAACACAGCAAUGAAGUCAGAAGGAGAACAAGAUGCUGUAAAUGAAUGUAAUAGCAAAGAGGCACAUGAGAAGACAAGCAGUGAGGCAAUGGAAAUAACAGAUAUUGUAACUACAGAUGUCAUUGAUAUUGAAACAAGCAACAACACAACAAUGAAGUCAGAAGGAGAACAAGAUGCGGCAAGUGAAUAUAAUAGCAAAGAAGUUCCAGUUAAAAAGGAGGCACAUGAGAAGACAGGCAGUGAGGCAAUGGAAACAACAGAUAUUGCAAGUACCACAGAUGUCAUUGAUAUUGAAACAAGCAACAACACGGCAAUGAAGUCGGAAGGAGAACAAGAUGCUAUACUUAGCUCAGAAGAUCCAAAUUGUAAAAGCACAAAAGUGAAGCAGUCUAACGACAGUCAGGAAAGCAAGACAGAGAGUACCAGCCUUCCUAAUGUUAUUCAGGAAAGGACAGAAGAUUCCUUACCAUGCAGUGGCAUACACACAACUUCAAACAUUUCAGAUGAAAAUGGUAAUAGUGCAGUUAGUGCAAAGAUGAAUGGUGUGAGUGGGUUGCCUUCUGACAUGGCAGGUGGCAAGAAAGUUACCAAGGUUAUUCCAGAACUGGAAAAGAAGAUCAACCAGCUUAGAAGUGUUCCCAAAGGCCGUCCAAUCUCUGGCCGGUGGUGGAAGGCGGAGAAGCAAAGAUUCCGGUCCAUCAACAAGGAUGCCACUGGAAAGAAGUCAUGGUCCAAGAAGAUGCAGCUCAAGCAGUGGCGGGGGGAUGUACUAGCCAAGAGUGCUUUGAUUGAAGCUGAGAAACAGAAGAAGAAAGAAGACAUAAAGGAACGCCAGAAGAUCAACAAGAUACGACGAGAGGAAAAUGCCAAAAAAUCAGAAGUCGUGCAAGUGAUAAAAGAUCCUAGAAAGAUCAAGAAGAUGAAGAGGAAACAACUUCGGUACCUUGAGACGCGGGACACAACAAACCUGAAGCAGGCGUAGCCAGUCAUCUUGGUUGCACCACUCUGUCCAAGAAAAAGGGAUGAGUGAGAGAUGGCAGAAGUAAGCGGAGGAGUGGCAGGAGUUUUUGUUUUGUGCCUUUUCAGUAACUAAAUAACCUCCUCCUUCAUUACUAAAUUUAUCUUUCGAUUCCUGGAAUUUCUGGUUAGAGCAAUGAUUUCUGGCUAUUGAAAAUCACAAUGCAAUGGUGAGACAAAGGGGACAGGGAGGCAGCAGCAGGUGUGUUGGGUGAUGGAAAGGCACCAGCUGGAGCUUAGUGACAAACUACUAUGAGAUGUCAGAGUCCAGGACUUUGCUGGCUCCAAUGUGAUGAGUCAGACAUGUAUGCAUAUUGGAUGCAAUUAAGUGCAUAUUGAGGGUGAACAUCAUUUUUGCCCUAUAAUUAUACCACCAAAUUUGCAUAUUAGAAACAAUAACCAAAGUUUGGGAAUGAAGCCACAUUAUGAGAAACUCACUGCAAACAUACAUGUUGGGGAUAACUAUUGUAUAUGAAGCAAGAUGAGUGUUUAGAAAAGAAAGGCCCUGAAAAUUUCAAAAAGGCAUUUACAUUUACAUACAUGCAUGCAUUUCCUAAUAUCUUCACCUUAGGGUCUUCUACAAGAGAAGAUGGUUAAUCCUUAAUGCAUCAAAAUGAAUGCAAGAUACUUUCCGUAAUGAAGAACUGCAAUAGAAAUAGAAAAUGCUGUACAUCCUUACCUAUUAAUAAGUAAUCAAUGAAUAAUAAUAGAUGUACAAACAUACUUUCAAUCAAUACAAAUGGAAAAUGCUUAUGAUCAACUAGUCAGCAUGAAGCCACAAGUCCUGGUGUGACAGUUGUCCUGUUAAAUUAUUAUGACAUCAAGAUCCACCAAGUGAGACCCCAGCUUUUUAAGUGCUAUGCAAGAGGAUCAGCUGAACAUGAGUGUAAUCCAUCCUUUUGCUUCAAGUCUGAUGUCCUCAGCAUUGCGUACUCAUAGCAAGAUGAUUGGUUGCUCAGCCCAACGUAGUGCUGAGCUGGAGUCAGUAAAAAUGGAGAUCAUCUACUGAAAGCUUACAUCUCACUGAUAAAGCUUAUGUAAAAUGAAUGGCUUGAAAAAUGUGUGACCAAGUUACAAAAGUAUUGACUGGUAAGCAUUAAGAAGAAAGUAACUAAAAACAACCAGUAGGUACAAAUCUUGAUUGCCUUCAUUUUCUUAGGAUGUGAUUUUGUAAAGAUUGUUCUAAUGUAUGUUACUGUUUACCAACAAUUCUUAAGCAAACUUCAGAGGACCAAUUUUAAGGUAAAGGUAAAAAAAUAGCUACAACUUGUGUUAUAAGCAUAUCUUACUAUAUUUGAUUCAUAGGAGAAAUAAAUACAUUUAUAACUGA